This is a messenger RNA of Spea bombifrons (plains spadefoot toad), 1044 nucleotides long. RefSeq names its product ephrin A4 (gene EFNA4). Gene Ontology annotation, cellular component: plasma membrane. Bases 36 to 719 code for a protein of 227 amino acids. Gene Ontology annotation, molecular function: ephrin receptor binding. Gene Ontology annotation, biological process: ephrin receptor signaling pathway; axon guidance. The record is from RefSeq and is a predicted model, not a curated record. NCBI's taxonomy places the organism in Eukaryota, Metazoa, Chordata, Amphibia, Anura, Pelobatidae. The transcript is spliced from 5 exons.
CCUGUCCCUCCUGAGUCGGGAUCUAUUCACGCAGGAUGAAGGCUGAGGCUCUGCUGCGGGGGCUGCUGUGGGUGUACGCGGUGCUGGAGGAGGCCCGCAGGGUGUACGCGGUGCUGGAGGAGGCCCGAAGGGUGGUCGGCGUCCGGCAUACGGUGCAUUGGAACAGCACCAACCCCAGGUUCCUGAGAGAGGAUUAUACCGUCCGCGUGGCGAUGAAUGACUAUCUGGAUAUUUUUUGCCCCCAUUACGACUCCCGCGUCCCGGCUGAGCACACGGAGGCCUUUGUCCUGUACAUGGUGGAUCGGGAAGGGUAUGAGGGCUGUUACGAGACCCCCGGAGCCGUCAAACGCUGGGAGUGUAACCGGCCGCAUGCCCCGUUUGGCCCCAUCAAGUUCUCUGAGAAGAUCCAGAGGUUCACCCCGUUCUCCCUGGGGAUCGAGUUCCGGCCGGGAGUGGAUUAUUAUUAUAUAUCCAUUCCAGAUGCAGACAGCGUUGGCGAGUGCCUGAAACUCCGACUGUCGGUUUGCUGCCGUCCCACCACUGUAAGACCGUUCACAGAGCUGCCGAAGUCUCAGCCCCGCGGCGGGGCACCGGCGGGAGGAGGGGACCGGCGACUAAGCGGGGCAGAUGAAAGAAAGCCAGUGGGCAGCUCGUCCUUCAGAGUCCAUGUAUCCCAGCUCCUCAUCACACUCUGCCUCUUUCUCCUCCUCUGGAACUGAACCAAUCUGCUUCAGAACCGGCCAAAGCUCCUCGUGGGCCGGUCCGCCUGUUGCACAGACUUCAUUUUAAAGGGUUUUGUCUAUAAAUAUGUCUAUUUUUUCAAGCGCUGGAGAUUAAUACAGCUGUAGCACUUUAUCUUGGAGAAGAAAGCAUGGAGCACCGGAACAAAUCCACCUUGUGCCUUAAACUUUAAUGCUGCCUUAUCCAGAACCCGAAGCGCAAGGCCCGGGCCUCCCAUCUCUUGCUGCGGGACUGAUUUUUGGGCCGACAUCUGCAGCGCCGUGACUUACAUAUAUAUUAUAUACAUUAUGGGUUCUGGGAGCU